CAUGCCGAACCGUAUGCGAGCGAAUGCCAUGGUGUGGAUGUACUUCACCAACGAUGUGGAAGCGAAGAAAGGAAAAUGCCUGUACUGCGGACAAAUAAUUAGCUACGAAAAAUCAACCUUCUCCAAUCUGUCUCGUCACCUCCGGAGGUUUCACGCGAAUGUGAUGAAAAAUGAGGAGAAAAGUAUUAAAGCGAUGCAACAGCAAGAACAUUACGUGUGGAACCAUUUUCAGAAAGAAUCGGGUGGCAAAGCUAAAUGUACUUACUGCCAAACACAGCUGAGCUGCCCGAACAAUGUUGUCAGCAAUUUGAUACGGCACAUGAAGGCGAAACAUCCGCUGAUACAGUUGGAUAAUCAUCAGCUAGAGUACAUUCACCCGGACGGGAACCGAACGUUUCUCCCACCACAGUCAAUGGACGAUGAGAUUAAGGAAACGUUCAAAGCGUCUGCUUCGUUGCAAGAAUCGGAAGAGCUUGAUAUGGAAUCGAGUCUCAAUGGUAUCGAAUUGAUAGCACAUGAUGAAGGGUCGGAUUCGGUGAAAAUUGAAUACGAACUUUCCGAUCCUGACGGUACACUACUGGAGGAUGACCAAGAAGUGAUUGAAGAGUUUGUUCAUGAUUCAGAUUCAUAUCAGAAUGUUGAUAUUGAAAGUAUUGAAACGAAUAGCCAGAUACUGGAAGGUUCGUACACCGAGCCAAAUCAAGAAACAGAUCAAGCACCACAGGAAACUCCAAUCGAUACUAGCCACCAUGACACGAGGACACAAAGCCAACUAAUGCCCAGCAGCGGGAAUGUUUCGCAAAACUGUCUUUACGGAGUUCAAAACAUUGACGUUAAAACGGCAGCAUAUGCGACAAGCAUCGCACUCGAGCUCGACAGUGUUCAGGCCCGGCAGAGAAUCAUAGCAGAAAAGCUGAUAGCGGAUGUACUGUUUAAUGCUAAGCUAGAUAAUUUGACCGAACACUCGAUGAUUCUGGCGAAAGUUUACCAUGCUUCAGGGAACUUGUAG
Messenger RNA from Anopheles maculipalpis, 1009 nucleotides. RefSeq lists its product as uncharacterized. NCBI's taxonomy places the organism in Eukaryota, Metazoa, Arthropoda, Insecta, Diptera, Culicidae. The transcript is spliced from 4 exons. Gene Ontology annotation, molecular function: DNA binding. The record is from RefSeq and is a predicted model, not a curated record. Bases 2 to 1009 code for a protein of 335 amino acids.